CAACUAGGCUUGAAUGUAACAUAGUUUAAAGAUUGGUAGUUCGAUUUUUUUGUUGUUGUAAGAGUCAGGUAGCGAAUCAAUGUUUUCAACUUGAAGAGGUCAGUCCGGAUGCCAAGACAAAGUCAAUUCUUCUAGCCAACGUUCGCUGGCCAGCAAUUUUGUGUUGGCAUCAUGUCAGACAAAAGCGAGCUGAAAGCGGAGCUUGAACGGAAGAAGCAACGCCUUGCUCAGAUCAGGGAGGAGAAAAAAAGGAAGGAAGAUGAGCGCAAAAAGAAAGAGGCUGACCUGAAGAAAGAUGCCGCCCCACUGGAUGACUCGGAUUUGGAGAAAAAGAGACGUGAGACAGAUGCCCUUCUGCAGAGCAUGGGCAUCACAUCAGCUGAUGUCCCUGUUGUCCCUCCUCCCAUGUCGCCGACCUCCAAAUCUGUGGGCACACCAAGCGAGGCAGGGAGCCAAGACUCGGGCGACGGGGCCGUGGGAUCCAGGACUCUACACUGGGACUCUGACCCGUCUACUCUUCAGCUUCACUCUGACUCCGAGCUGGGGCGUGGACCUCUGAAGCUGGGCAUGGCCAAGAUCACCCAUGUUGACUUCCCUCCAAAAGAGACGGUGUCGUACACCAAGGAGACCCAGACGCCUGUGACGACCCAGCAGAAAGAAGAGGAAGACGAGGAGGAGGAGGAGGAGGAGGAGAUCGCUCCACCACAACCAGUGCUUGAGAUCCAAAUGGAGAAACCAGACCAGAAAGAGGAGGAGGAAGCACCUCCACAAGAGCUGACUGAGGAGGAGAAGCUGCAGAUCCUCCACUCCUCAGAGUUCAUAACCUUCUUUGACCACAGCACCCGCAUCGUGGAGAGGGCCCUGUCCCAACACGUGGACGUCUUCUUCGACUACAGUGGCCGGGAGAUGGAGGAGAAGGAAGGUGAGAUCCAAGCUGGGGCCAAGCUGUUUCUGAACAGACAGUUUGUGGACGAGCGCUGGUCUAAGCAUCGCGUGGUCACCUGUCUGGACUGGUCCCCUCAGUAUCCUGAGCUGCUGGUUGCAUCAUACAACAACAACGAGGAAGCCCCCCACGAGCCGGACGGGGUGGCCCUGGUCUGGAACAUGAAGUACAAGAAGAACACGCCGGAAUACGUCUUCCACUGCCAGUCUGCAGUGAUGUCGGCCGCCUUUGCCAGGUUCCACCCUAACCUGGUGGUGGGGGGCACCUACUCGGGGCAGAUCGUUCUGUGGGACAACAGGAGCAACAAGAGGACCCCCGUGCAGAGGACCCCUCUGUCAGCAGCAGCUCACACGCACCCAGUGUACUGUGUGAACGUGGUGGGCACCCAGAAUGCCCACAACCUCAUUAGCAUCUCUACCGAUGGCAAGAUGUGUUCUUGGAGCCUGGACAUGCUGUCUCAACCGCAGGACAGCCUGGAGCUGGUGUUCAAGCAGUCGAAGGCCGUCGCUGUCACCUCCAUGUCUUUCCCCCUCGGAGAUGUCAACAACUUUGCGGUGGGGAGCGAGGACGGGUCCGUCUACAUGGCGUGUCGCCAUGGAAGUAAAGCAGGGAUCAGUGAGAUGUUUGAGGGCCACCACGGGCCUAUCACAGGGAUAGACUGUCACACAGCGACCGGGCCCGUCGACUUCUCCCACCUGUUUGUCACCUCCUCCUUUGACUGGACCGUCAAGCUGUGGAGCACCAAGAACAACAAGCCACUGUACUCGUUCGAGGACAACUCUGAUUACGUCUAUGACGUCAUGUGGUCCCCCACUCACCCGGCUCUGUUUGCGUGUGUGGAUGGAGUGGGCCAUCUUGAUCUAUGGAACCUCAACAACGACACGGAGGUUCCUACAGCCAGUACCACAGUGGAGGGGAACCCAGCCCUGAACCGCGUGCGCUGGGCCCACUCUGGAAAAGAGAUAGCCGUGGGAGACUCUGAUGGACAGAUCCUGGUCUAUGAUGUUGGAGAGCAAAUCGCUGUUCCACGCAACGACGAGUGGACCCGUUUUGUCCGAACCCUGGCGGAGAUCAACGAGAACCGGGAUGACGCCGAGGAGCUUGCCGCUCAGCGCCUCUCUGCUUGAUCGACCAUGAAAACGACAGUCUAGGGACCCGCGGCAGGCUUCAUAAUGUCAGCCUCGUUUUGAUUGGAGAAAAAGGCGCAAAUAUCAACAGUGUUUAGGCAUGUGGACAUCCUUUCUUUGGAGAUGUACUCUGAUUUAAUACACAUACUUAACUUCUCCUUUGGCUGGUUAAGCACACCAGUCUGAUGGGAUAACUAACAGGGCUAUCUAUCAACCUCAGACACGACGAGAAACAAAGCCAUCGUCUUACUCUGCAAUACAAAUCAGUUGAACUCUAGAUCCAUCAUGCCUUAAAGGCACCGUGUCAACUCCAUAUGGUAGUGUUGUGGGUUUAGCUGCAGGUUCAGUUUCACUGGCCCACUCUAGUUGUUUGUGGUUACACAACCCUGAACAUGUUUGCUGUCAUCAUGACUGAUAUUUGUUGUUCACUCUGUGCUUCAAUGCCCAUGUCCACUUCAACUGUAGUAGACUAGAUCUAUCACAUCAUUACUGCUCACAGGAAUGUAGUGGUGUCAUUAUACUGUUAGACAGUGUUUUGCUAUGUUCCUUUAACCUAGAUGCGCCAAAUGUCCACUUGUUUUGUAAUACAUCCCAAAAUGUUACCACCUUUCUUCUGAAUGUCUUUGUACAUGACUAUUGCUCUUCAACAAAAUGUGACACUUAAGUUAUCAGAAUCUGUAGAAUACCUCAGGAUAUAAUGCUGUAUUGGAAAUGUGCUUGAUAUCUGCGGUAUGGAUUCAGUAUCCAUACUGCCUGUAUGUAGUGUCGAAGAAGGGCUUCCCUUUGUGUGACCCAGAGAGCAUCUUCCACAUAUCGUGUCAUGAAUCUCAGAAUGUACUUUUCACACAAUUAAAAUGUAUCCGUUGAUGAUUUAUUUCAACAAAAUAAAUUACAUUACAAUUAUUUCCCAA
Molecule: messenger RNA, 2981 nt
Organism: Oncorhynchus keta (chum salmon)
Lineage: Eukaryota; Metazoa; Chordata; Actinopteri; Salmoniformes; Salmonidae
Product: dynein, cytoplasmic 1, intermediate chain 2a
Exons: 17
Coding region: 172-2070 (632 amino acids)
Biological process (GO): transport along microtubule
Cellular component (GO): cytoplasmic dynein complex
Molecular function (GO): dynein light chain binding; dynein heavy chain binding
Source: RefSeq, a predicted model, not a curated record